Molecule: messenger RNA, 564 nt
Organism: Medioppia subpectinata
Lineage: Eukaryota; Metazoa; Arthropoda; Arachnida; Sarcoptiformes; Oppiidae
Source: the annotation of a GenBank genome assembly
AUCAGCCUUUACCUGAUCCCGGAUUUGUUGCACUUCUUCGCCUACAUAUUUGUCUUCUAUUUGAUGCGAACGCCUGAGUGUGAGAUCCUUCAGAACCUUCUGGAGCGGGCGUUCCUUCAGUCCACUCGUAUUAACGGCUGGUUUAUAGCGCAGAAGAAAUUGGUCCAUGAUUUGCGUACAUUCCUCUGGAUGUCCGUCACGUGGGUUGCGGUGUCACUGAUUGGUCACACCAUUCACAUAACACUGUUUCAAGAGAUGUGCUUCACAUGGAUGGACACCGACAACCAGACGCUCAUCAGAAUCAUGACUGCGUUCACAAUAUUGUCUCUCACUUGGAAUGACAUCAUAUGCGCGGCGAUUGUCACCAGUUAUUCAGUCCACUGUCAGCUCAACAUAUCAUACAUUUGUAAUCUGGUUUCAGCCGUCAGAGAGAAGCGCAUCGACUUUCAGGAGUUCAGCAAAAGGUCGGGUGAGUCGCGAAAGUUUGUGGAGUAUCUCAACUCAGAGCAGGCGUUGGGAGUGUCGCUACUGAUCAUCAAUUUCGGCUGUCGAGCAGUUGUCGCU